Messenger RNA from Miscanthus lutarioriparius, 441 nucleotides. The record is from the annotation of a GenBank genome assembly. NCBI's taxonomy places the organism in Eukaryota, Viridiplantae, Streptophyta, Magnoliopsida, Poales, Poaceae.
AUGCCAGGAGGGCGUCUCCCCCGUUUCGUCGUCCUGUCGUCUAGUGUGGCCCUCCGUUGUCUGUCUGCUGCGGCCCACCGGCACCCGGCUGCUGCUGAUGCUGCUAUGACUCGCCGCCGUGCUCCACAGGCCACGGAACCUUGCCACCACGUCCCCAGGAUGGGCGUGCCCAUGGACACGGAGGGCUUCACUCUCGUCCAGAGCCGGCGGCGCUGGUGUCGUCGUGCGCCAGAACGCCCUCACCGCCCUAGGCCAGUCCCGCUGGAGUUCGUCGGCAAAUGCUCCAACUGCCUCUCUGGCGACCAUGUCCAUGCGGACUGCACCUUCCCAUCACGCUGCUACUACUGCCACAGCUCUCGGCAUCAGGCAAGGAACUGCAAGCGCGAGCACCCUGUCUCCGGCCACACCAACGCCGGGACCAGGGAACCUCCAAGAAAUUAA